This is a messenger RNA of Prunus avium (sweet cherry), 1395 nucleotides long. The record is from RefSeq and is a predicted model, not a curated record. Lineage: Eukaryota; Viridiplantae; Streptophyta; Magnoliopsida; Rosales; Rosaceae.
AUGAAGUUGACAUCACCUGAUAUCCAUAAGGACAUUUCAUGUGCUAUUUCAACUGAAAUUAUCAAUGCAAUCAUCAGAGAUAUUGGUGAUUCAUUAUUUGCAAUUCUUGUUGAUGAAUCAUGUGACAUGUCUUCAAAGGAGCAGAUGGCAAUUGUGCUACGUUAUGUGGAUAAAGGUCGGGUAAUUGAACGUUUUGUAGGUAUUGUGCAUGUUACAGAUACUAAAUCUUCCUCACUCAAGUUAGCCGUUGAUGAUUUCUUUUCGAGACAUGGAUUAAGCAUCUCUAGAUUGCGAGGGCAAGGUUAUGAUGGCGCAAGUAAUAUGAGAGCUCUAGUAGUUGUGGCAAAGAAACAUUCAGAAAUUGCAGGUUUAUUUACUAUGGUUUCUAAUGUGGUGAAUGUUGUGGGUGCAUCCGCUAAGCGUCGUGAUAUGCUAAGAGAAAAGCAUGCUGAUGCAAUUUUUGAAGCACUCAAUAAUAAUGAGCUCUUAAGUGGGCAAGGCCUGAAUCAAGAAAUCAUCUCGCAUAUAACAUUUUUAAAGUCAAAUAGCUAUUAUUCCACACUUCUCAAUUUCAAGCACAUAGAAAUUUUGGGAAUCACAAACGACUUGUCUCAGGCAUUACAAAAGAAAGAUCAAGAUAUUGUGAAUGCCAUGGACUUGGUCAAAAUAUGUAAAGGAAGAUUGCAAAGCAUGAGAGAUAAUGGUUGGGAUUCUUUACUUGAUCAAGUUUCUUUCUUUUGUGGCAAGUAUCAUAUUGAAAUUCCUAAAAUGGAUGAUAUUUUUUCCAGUGGAGGGAGACCAAAGCGUAAAGCUCAGCCUAUCACAAACUUACAUCAUUAUCGUGUUGAUUUAUUCGUUGAUGUCAUUGAUAUUCAGCUCCGAGAGUUAAAUGAUCGGUUCAAUGAGAAGAAUACUGAAUUACUUCUUUGUAUGGCAUGCUUGAGUCCAAGUAAUUCAUUCUCUGCUUUUGAUAAAGCAAAGUUGAUGCGACUUGCCCAAUUUUAUCCAAGAGAUUUUUCUAAGCAUGACCUCAAAUUACUUGAAGAUCAACUUGAGAAUUACAUUUGGGACGUGAGCUCUAACAAUGAAUUUACAGAAUUGAAAGGGAUUAGUGAUCUUGCGCAAAAGAUGGUUGAGACAAAUAAAGAUAAGAUCUAUCCUUUAGUGUACUUGCUUCUGACACUAGCACUAAUCCUAUCUGUUGCGACUGCAAGUGUAGAGCGAGUAUUUUCUGCUAUGAAUAUUGUGAAGAAUCGGUUACGCAAUCGAAUGGGGGAUUUGUGGAUGAAUGAUAGCUUGGUUGCAUAUAUUGAGAAAGACAUUUUUAAUAGUAUAGAUGACGAGGUUGUUAUGCAACGAUUUCAAAAUAUGAAAACUCGUCGAGGACAAUUAUGA